GUUCGUAGAAAGAAAAAGACAUAUUUCCCAACAUGGCAAAAGACGACAAGCGCAUCCAGGAGAUCGAUAGCGUUCCCCACGAGCGCGAUGGCACGCGACCCGACCUCGCAACACUCCCGCCGAGGAAGAAGCUGCCGCAGGAGAUACAGAAAACACUCGACAAUGAGACGAUGUUUGAUGAUCUGUAUGAUGGAACCGCCGAAGACACAACAGACACCUCAAUCCGUUAUGCCGCCUACGCAACCCGCAUACGAACCAUCAUGCUGUCUGCCCACCGCUAUGUCGCAUACACUUCCGAUAUUGGCGAAUCGUUCCGCCCCAUCGCACAUCCAUACCUGAUCAAAGGCGCGUACGGUGUGUCCUGGUUGUACCUUACAGGUGAUGUAGCACACGAAGGCUACAAAGCGUACUGCCGAAACCAAAAGACUCUGCACCCCGAUCCGACUGAAGAGAAGAAGGAGCAGGCGGAUAUGGUAGCCACUGGGCGGCCUACAGGCGUGAUAGGCAAGGUGCAAGAGCUGGGCAAGAAAGUCACGAGCACCGAGGGCGUCAAGGCUGGCGGCGAGGGAAGUAUCCUCACGGGUGGGGAGAUUAUCCCGGGGCGUAUACCGGCGAUUGAGGACUAUAGAUCAGUUAUGGCUCAGCGAGCUGUGUUCCAGGCUGUUGCGUCUAUGGGUCUGCCUGCGUUUACGAUACAUAGUAUUGUGAGGUACUCUGGACGUGCGUUGAAAGAUGUUAGGAACAAGUUGAUCAGGACGUGGGGUCCCAUCGGGCUUGGUCUCGCGGCCGUUCCAUUCUUGCCAUACCUCUUCGAUGAGCCCGUCGAGCAUGCGACGGAAUGGAUCUUCUACAACGCAUUCAGGACUUUUGGUGGUGAGAAGGCCGUCGAGGGACGACCGGUCACAGGGCAGAAGGAGUUGAGGAAAGAGGAGAGCCAGGUGAACAAGCUGAAGGAGCUAUGAGUUUCGGUUCGACGACGUAAAAGUCCAGGGUCAGCAAAUUGGAAAUAAAAAUAAACGAGAUGGAACUAACAAAAAGGAUUUCAUUCAAGCAAACUAUCUACUCCGUUCAAUAUAUAUACAUGAAAAUAUCUACUCUUCAAAAUAUACUCGUUGUUC
This is a messenger RNA of Dothidotthia symphoricarpi CBS 119687, 1118 nucleotides long. RefSeq lists its product as uncharacterized. NCBI's taxonomy places the organism in Eukaryota, Fungi, Ascomycota, Dothideomycetes, Pleosporales, Dothidotthiaceae. Bases 33 to 962 code for a protein of 309 amino acids. The transcript is spliced from 3 exons. Gene Ontology annotation, cellular component: mitochondrion. The record is from RefSeq and is a predicted model, not a curated record. Gene Ontology annotation, biological process: mitochondrial fission.